Trametes versicolor FP-101664 SS1 is the source of this 1975-nucleotide messenger RNA. Its product is annotated as RabGAP/TBC. The transcript is spliced from 7 exons. The coding region runs from base 23 to 1972 and encodes 649 amino acids. The record is from RefSeq and is a predicted model, not a curated record. Lineage: Eukaryota; Fungi; Basidiomycota; Agaricomycetes; Polyporales; Polyporaceae.
CCCACCCACUCCCAUCCGCCGCAUGGCCCCCCAGGCGUACGACGACGACGACGCCCCGCACGCCGCGACUACUGGACUGCGCAUCUCGGCGGGCUUCACGCUCGACGACGCGUUCUCGGACAAUGAUGACAUCGACGUGCCGGAGUUCAGCCCCGCCGCGGUCCGCAAGGAGUUCGCGGAGAGGAUGAACGGCGCGGCGGACGGCUGGGAGGUCGGCGAUGGCGGCAUAGAUGAGCUCGUCGCGAAGAUUGGGCUGUCGGUCGACCCGGACGCGUCGGUGUCCACCUUUGACAUCGAUGCCGAGCAGGAUACCCCGCCGGCCUCGCACUCGCCGUCUCCCCGAGUGUUCCCGUCGCGCAUACAGUCGACAUCCUCUUCGCACCAGGAUUCUUUGUAUGACGUGCCGCUUUCCUCUGAAUUCUCGCAGGUCUCGCUGUCGGACAAUCGGUCGCCGUCCCCGCCGCAACACGAUGAGCCGGAGGAGAUCGUGUCUGACUACCCCGCCGUCCAGAUAGAUCUCUCCGCGCAAGAGGCCGUCACCAAGCAAACACAUCCCGAGCGUACUUCGGUCGACUCGGCGCUUUCUGAACAAGAGUCCUCCGAUGGCGCGCAUCCCAUGCAACAUCCACAGUACGCUGCUUCGCUUGACAACUUCCGCCCCAAGAGCCCGCCUCCGCCACUAAACGUCCCACUAUCCAAUACCGGGGCCUCUUCCACCUCUGCCCUGCCGCUGCCCUCAUCAUCUUCCCUCCCAACGCCCACAACCCCGAAGUUCUCUGAUCCCCCACCACCAGCUUCGCGCCACAGGCUUACGCGCUCGGUCGGACCGAGCAUGCUUGAUAAAGUCAUCAGCAAGACGCGUCCUACAUACCUCCCACCGAAGCCGCGCGCCGAAGACAGAAAACAUCAGCAUGACUGGGAAGAGAUGAUGAAACGUAGUCGCGCAGCGGAGGAGAGGAGGCGCAAAACGCUGCAAGACCGACGUCUCGCGCGCGAACAGCGCAUAGAGAUGUCGAUCAGUAUAUGGGAGCGCGAGAUCGUUCCGGACUGGACAGUCGUUCACCGAGAUCCAAACCUACGGCGAUUGUGGUGGCAAGGGAUACCGACCAAGCUUCGCGCGCCGAUGUGGCAGGCCGCCGCGGGUAACGCGCUUGCUCUCAGCAAAGACGCGUACAAGACGUGUGCGUCAAGAGCGAAAAGGGCCCUGGCGUCUGGCUCGUUUCCAACGACAGUGCUGGGUUUGCUGGAGGACGACAUUCGGACCACACUACCCGCUAUAUCUCUAUUCGCACCCGAGAAGGGUCCGUUGUAUCAAGAUCUACGAGACAUGCUGUGUGCAUGGGUUGUAGCGCGCUCUGAUGAGGGCCUGGGCUAUGUAGUCGGCGUAGCCAAGAUCGCAGCGAUGAUUCUACUCAACAUGCCUCCCUCACAAGGCUUUGUCGUUCUGCGGAACGUGCUUGAGCGACACUGUUUGAGGUCAUUUUACGGCGGAAUGGCCUCGAAGGAUGAUGUAGAAGCAUACUACAGGAUAUUUGACACCCUCUUGGCCGAUGGGAUGCCCAAAAUCUACUUCAACUUCAAGCAGCAUCAAGUGUCGCCCGCAGCGUACCUGCCGGAUUGGCUCGUCCCUCUAUUCCUAGACCACCUGCCCUUCGAAGCGUGCGCGCGAGUGUGGGACGUCAUCAUGCUAGAAGGCGAUGCCUUCCUCUACCGUGCGGCACUGGCCAUCUUGGGUGUCUUGGAGCCACGGCUAUUCUUCCCAGACAAAACGGAGCUGCUUGAGCUACUACGGGGUGAAAACAAAGCUGCGUUGGAGGUCGCGAAGCGAGAUGGCCGGCUGCUCAACAACGGCAAGUACGAGAUCUACGGCGUAGACGAGGAGAAUCUCUGGGAGCGCAUCGACAGCAUGGACGAGUGGUGGCGCGAGAGCACUUGGAAGAGAUUGAUAGAACGGGAACUGCCGGACUUGUAGCAC